Messenger RNA from Carassius gibelio (silver crucian carp), 6942 nucleotides. RefSeq names its product NACHT, LRR and PYD domains-containing protein 12-like. The record is from RefSeq and is a predicted model, not a curated record. Gene Ontology annotation, biological process: regulation of apoptotic process. The transcript is spliced from 13 exons. Gene Ontology annotation, molecular function: protein binding. The coding region runs from base 132 to 5180 and encodes 1682 amino acids. Lineage: Eukaryota; Metazoa; Chordata; Actinopteri; Cypriniformes; Cyprinidae.
GCAGUCUGCGAGGAGGAGGAGCUCCUUUGUGUUGAAACCGAAAGUAAACUCGAGAGUAAACGCGUAUUUUGAAGAGUUUAAAUCCUUCUGUUCAGAUCUCAGAGUUGACGACCUCAGAUUAGUUCUUCAUCAUGGAGAUCAGUGAGAGAUCUUCAUCUCCAGAUCACAGCUGUGUGUCUCUGAAGAGUGACAGAUCACUGCAGGGUCUUCCUCCUAACCUCAGUAAUGGACCAGUGACCUCUGACCCCAGAGUCAGCAGGAGGAAGAGGAAGAGGAAGAGAUCUUCAUCUCCAGAUCACAGCUGUGUGUCUCUGAAGAGUGAUGCAUCCAUGCCGAGUCUUCCUCCUAACCUCAAUAAUGGACCAGUGACCUCUGACCUCAGUGCUGAACCAGUGACCUCUGACCCCAGAGUCAGCAGGAGGAAGAGGAAGAGAUCUUCAUCUCCAGAUCACAGCUGUGUGUCUCUGAAGAGUGACUGGUCCAUGAUUAAUAAUCCUCAUCCUAAACUCAGUGCUGAUCCAGUGACCUCUGACCCCAGCUGUGUGUAUAGAGACGAUCAGAUACGAGCCCAGGAUCCUCCUCAAGCAGUGAAUGAUGAACUACAGAGAGUCAAAGAGCAGCACAAAACCAGCAUGAAGAACAAGUAUGAGAGAUUAUUUGAGGGACUGAAACUCCAGGAGAAUGAAAGCCUCCUGAACAGCAUCUACACACAGCUCUACAUCAUAGAGGGAGAGAGAGAAGGAGUGAAUGAAGAACAUGAGGUUUUACAGAUGGAGAAAACAGCCAGAACACAACCCUCACAAGACACUCCAAUCUACUGCAAUGACAUCUUUAAAGCCUCCGCUGAAGCAGGAUGUGAGGAGAAAGAGCAGAUCAAGACUGUUCUUACUAAAGGCAUCGCUGGAAUCGGAAAAACCGUCUCUGUGCAGAAGUUCAUUCUGGACUGGGCCGAGGGAAAAGCCAAUCAGGAUGUAGAUUUCAUGUUUGUGCUUCCAUUUCGAGAGCUGAACUUGAUCCGAGAUCAUCCGUACAGUCUUCACAGACUUCUGCUGGACUUUCAUCCUGAACUUCAAGAUCUGGACUCACAGAUUUAUGAGGAGUGUAAAGUUGUGUUCAUCUUUGAUGGUCUGGAUGAAAGCAGAAUCACACUGAUGUUUUCAGACGCUCAGAAAGUUUGUGAUGUGACUGAGACUUCAUCAGUGGCUGUGUUGAUGUCAAAGCUGAUGAAAGGAGAGCUGCUUCCCUCUGCUCUCAUCUGGAUCACCUCCAGACCAGCAGCAGCCAAUCAGAUCCCCUCCAAAUACAUCCACCGUCUGACAGAAAUUCAGGGAUUCACUGAGCCUCAGAAGGAGGAAUAUUUCAGGAAGAGGAUCAGUGAUGAGCAUCAAGCCAGCAGAAUCAUCUCACACAUCAGAAGAGCAAGAAGCCUCCACAUCAUGUGCCACAUCCCCGUCUUCUGCUGGAUCUCAUCCACUGUGCUUCAGAAGCUCCUGGAAGAAGAUCUGAGUGCAGAAAUCCCUCAAACUCUGACUGAAAUGUACAUCCACUUCCUGCUGAUUCAGAUCAACAUGAGGAAGCAGAAGUAUGAAGAGAGAGAUCCAGAGAAACUCCUGCCGUCCAACAGAGAAGUGAUUGUGAAACUUGCUGAAGUGGCUUUCAAACAGCUGAUGAAGGGCAAUGUGAUGUUCUAUGAGGAGGACCUGAUUGAGAGCAGCAUAGACGUCACUGACGCCUCGGUGUAUUCUGGGAUUUGCACUGAGAUCUUUAAGCAGGAAUCUGUGAUUCAUCAGAGGAAAGUCUACAGCUUCAUUCAUCUGAGCGUUCAGGAGUUUCUCGCUGCUUUCUAUCUGCUUUACUGCUAUUUAACAAAGAACAAGAAAACACUGCGUGAAUUCAGAUCUUACGGAGAUGACUCUGAUGAAGACUCUCUGUAUGAUCUACUAACUUCAGCAGUAGAUAAAUCUCUUGAGAGUAAGAAUGGACGUCUGGAUCUGUUCCUGCGGUUCCUGCUGGGCGUCUCACUGGAGUCCAAUCAGAGACUCUUACAGGAUCUACUGACACACACAGAGAACAGCUCAGAGACCAUCAGGGAAACCACACAGUACAUUAAAGAGAAGAUCAAAGAUGAAGAUGAUGAUGAUGAUGAUCUACUGAUGGUCAAGAGAAGUAAUCCUCUCUCAGCUGAUCAGUCGAUCAAUCUGUUCCUCUGUCUGCUGGAAGUGAAAGAUCAGACUCUGUUCAGAGAGAUUCAGGAGUUUGUGAAAUCAGACAAACACUCAGAGAAACUCUCUGCUGCUCACUGCUCAACAAUCUCCUACAUGCUUCAGAUGUCAGAGGAGACACUGGAUGAACUGAACCCCAUGAAAUACAACACAUCAGCUGAGGGGAGAAGAAGACUGAUACCAGCUGUGAUCAACUGCAGAAAAGCUCUAUUUUCUGGCUGUGGUCUCUCAGAACAGCAUUGUGAAAUUGUGUCUUCAGCUCUACAAUCCUCAAACUGUGUCCUGAGAGAGCUGGAUCUGAGGAACAAUGACCUGCAGGACUCUGGUGUAAAGUUUAUUUCUGAUGGACUGAAGAGUCCAAACUGUCAGCUGCAGAUACUGAGUCUUGCUGGCUGUAAUCUCACUGCUCAGUGUUGUGAGAGUUUGUCUUCAGCUCUAAAAUCCUCAAACUGUGUCCUGAGAGAGCUGGAUCUGAGGAACAAUGACCUGCAGGACUCUGGUGUAAAGUUUAUUUCUGAUGGACUGAAGAGUCCAAACUGUCAGCUGCAGAUACUGAGUCUUGCUGGCUGUAAUCUCACUGCUCAGUGUUGUGAGAGAUUGUCUUCAGCUCUACAAUCCUCAAACUGUGUCCUGAGAGAGCUGGAUCUGAGGAACAAUGACCUGCAGGACUCUGGUGUAAAGUUUAUUUCUGAUGGACUGAAGAGUCCAAACUGUCAGCUGCAGACACUGAGUCUUGCUGGCUGUAAUCUCACUGCUCAGUGUUGUGAGAGAUUGUCUUCAGCUCUACAAUCCUCAAACUGUGUCCUGAGAGAGCUGGAUCUGAGGAACAAUGACCUGCAGGACUCUGGUGUAAAGUUUAUUUCUGAUGGACUGAAGAGUCCAAACUGUCAGCUGCAGAUACUGAGGUUGUCUGGCUGUAUGGUGACAGAGGAAGGCUGUGGUUAUUUGUCUUCAGCUCUGAGUUCAAACCCCUCACACCUGAGAGAGCUGGAUCUGAGCUACAAUCACCCAGGAGAAUCAGGAGUCAAGCUGCUCAAACACAAACUGCAGGAUCCAAACUAUAAACUGCAGAUACUCAAUGUGGAUCAUGGAGGAGAGAAGAGGAUGAGAGCAGGACUACGAAAGUAUGCCUGUGAUCUCACACUGGAUCCAAACACAGCACACACUCGACUCGUUCUGUCAGAUGAGAACAAGAAGAUCACACGUGUGGAAGAUCGUCAGCUGUUUCCUGAUCAUCCAGAGAGAUUUGAUCGUGUUCAUCAGGUUCUGAGUGUUGAGAGUCUGACUGGACGCUGUUACUGGGAGACUGAAUGGAGCGGACGUGCUGCUAUAUCAGUGUCAUAUAAAGGAAUCAACAAGAAAGGAGGACAGAUUGACUGUUGGUAUGGAUCCAAUGACAAAUCCUGGAGUCUGUACUGCUCUGAUAACAGAUUCUCUUUCUGGCACAAUAAUAAUGAAACUGUUAUUCCUGCUGUCUGUUCAUCCUGUAAGAGAGUAGGAGUGUAUGUGGACGUGUCUGACGGCUCUCUGUCCUUCUACAGCGUCUCUGACACACUCACACACUUACACACACACACACUCACACACUUACACACGCACAACACCACAUUCACUGAUCCCCUCUACGCUGGAUUUGGGGUUAAUUAUUAUUCCUCAGUGUCUCUGUGUGACAUUAAAGAGCCUCCUGUGAGAAUCAUCAGUGAUGCACAAGCUGCCAGAUCUUCUGUGCUCAGAUAUCAGCCUCUGCUGAAGUGUCAGUCUUGUGUUCAUAUCUCUGAUCCUGAUCAGUGGGAUCAGAUUGAGCCGUCGCUCUGCACAGAUGAAGGAGUGUCAAAGUUCAGGGUCAGCACUGGACCGGGCCGUUACGAGUGUGUCAGGACCAGGAUGAGAUGGGUCUGUGAUGGUGACGUCACUCUUCAGUAUCACACCGUAGAUGGACGGUUCCUCAACACAGAGCUAGAGAGACUGCAGUGCAACCGAAUCGCUCCAGUGAUGGACGUGACAGUGAUCUCAGGGAAACUGGAGGAAGUUCAUCUGCCACAUUACAUCUGUUUAGGAGAGUCUGGAGAUGCCCUCAGAGAUGCUGUGAACGUCCUCAGUGUAAAAGAUGAGGGAAUAACCACAGAACCUGUGGAGCUGACACGAUUCCAUGCUAAGAUUGUCCAACCAUCCUUCUCUCUUAAAACAUUAAUUAUAAGAUGGAUACUGCGAUGGGACGAACACUGCAAUCUUCUUCUCUACAUGCAUUCUAAAGAUCCUCUCACUCUACAUGUCUACUUUUUUCCAGCUGAUUAUCGUGCAAAAGAAGAAGUUGAGAAGAUUGAAAAAUCGAGUUAUCUGAUCUCGCAUCCCAGACCUGACAGAGCGUUUCGGAUGAAAACUCCACACAGUCUCGAUGUUCCUGGUGCCUCUGUCCAUCCCAGAGAAGGGAUCACAUUCAGAAGACAAACUGACCCAAACUUCUUCAAGAUCAUGAUCAAGACACGUCUGGAGAACAAUCUUCAAAUGAGUCUUACCAGAGAAGAGGACAAGAAGAUUGUCUGGACUGCAACACUUGAGAAAGAGGAGUUUGAUCAGAAUCAUCCAAAGAGAGACAAGACCCAGAUAGAUGAGACACGUUCACAAAGAGACGAGACACAGAGAGAUGAGACACGUCCACAGAGAGAGGAGACGUAUCCACAGAGAGAUGAGACACGCCUGAAAAGUGAGGCAGAUAAAGCAAGAUAUUUUGAUGACCACUGGUCAGUUCUCAUUCAGAGAGUUACAAAUGUCCAGAUCAUUGCAGAUAAACUGCGUCAGCAGCAACUCAUUCAUGAGGAACAAUAUUCAGAAAUCAUACAGAGUUUAACCCGUCAGGAUGGCAUGAGAAAGAUCUGUGAGAUCAUUCGUAAACACGGUGAUGCUGUGAAAGCUAAACUCAUCUCAGUUCUUCAGGAAGAAAAGCUUUUCCACUUUUAACAUCGGUCUGAUUCUACAUUUAGAGCUCAAGGAGCAAAACAGCAACCUCAGACCGAAGUCUUGUCCUCUAGAUGAUAGCAGAAGAAAUGGCUUAUACUUGAUCAGCAAUGAUGUCUUCAAAAUAUUAAGUGAUAUGUAGUCCUAUCAUAUACUUAAUCUCCAAUCUUGAUGAUUUAUGACCCUGAUUUACGGCCUGAUUUAUGUACAUAUAGUAAGCAUUGUCUGACAGGUCAUAUGUCAAAAGUGUACAUGAUCAGUUUGUAUUGAUUUAUGGCUAUAUGGCCUGUCUAUAAAAGUGCUUGCCAUGUCACUGGGUCCUGUCACCCUUGAUUGACAUGACAGAGGUGUGUGUAAAUCAAAAGGUCAAACAGAUCUCAGAUUUGACUUGUGUUGCAUUUAUUACUGGAUAUAUGAUGGUUGUAUCUGUAACCAGAGCUGUGGGGGUUUCUGAGGAAUUCCUGACCUGUUGUUCACACCUAAAGACCGUGCCUACAUCCUGAAACUAUGUUUUAAAUAGGGGUUAAGGAAAUAGUAAUUUAAACAGAGAAGACAUUCUGAACAAUCCUGUUACAAUGGCUGCCGCUGCUCCAAAAACUCCUAAAACCACUAGAAGAGUGAUGCAUAUUUCACCAACAAGAGGGCCUGUUGAAAUGAGAAAGGAACUGACUUUUGCACCAAAGAAAACACAAAGCGUUAGUUUGACAAAGUUUUUUCAUGAAGAGAUUAAUAUGACGACUCGUGAUUUCUCAAUGUCCGGUGAUCGUGUCGGAAGAUAUGUGUUUGACAAAGUGUUCCGUACCGUGAAGAUCUAUGCUAUGGACAUUGAAGACAAUUUUACAACGCAGGAGCCCUGUCUGAUUUUCCCUGACAAAGACUGGUGGUUAUUCUAAAACUACAUCUGGAGAGAUUUGAAUGACUGUGGUGACGAUCCGUUGUACAUUGCAGAAUGGGAUGGCAUAGUUCCUGACACAAGAUUUCGAGUGACACAAGAAUUCUGCUGCAAUGACAAGACAAAGAUCCGUGAGCAUGUGUGGCCUAUACCUGAAGCUAAGCACUACAUGCACUAUGACAUGAAGUUUUUCUUUAAGUGGAAAGAUGUUCAUUGAUGAUGUUUUUACAUCUAUUGAUAAGAUUUUUAGAUGGUGUGAUAUGUAUGAUCGUUACAGCUCUGUAAAGAUGACAUUGUUCCACCCUGAACAGGGCGUUCCCAAGACAACUGACCACCUCUUACCUCCACCCACAUAUUACAGCCAUUAAAAAAGUCUGCAGAUCGGUACACUCGCUAGAUUAACGUCAGCCUCCUGCUACAGCAACACCCCCAAAACCCUGCCUGCAAUGCCUGAUGACAACGCUACGAUUCUGGAAAGAGAGGAUCCAGUGUGGCUUGUCUCAAAAAAUUUGAUUGAUGAAGGCCAUAAAAGCCAUCUGUUCUGGACAACUGUUUGUACACCCCCUCCCCUCCCUGUACACCCCAGUGACCUAGAUAUGAACUUAUGAACCUAAGAAGGAAUUUUGGUGAGGGUGAGGAAAAUGUGUUGGGAUCUAUGUGUUUUUUUUUUUUUUUUUUUUUUUUUUUUUAACUCUGGAAAGGGUCAAAUCGUGAAAGUGGUAUAAGGGUUUUUAUUAAGGUUUUAAGUACACAGUGCAUUUCAAGAAAAAGGUUAUAAACACAUGAAAUGGAAACAAUGUAAUCGUUUUCGUAGUUGGAAAAGUGUAAAAAAGUUGUUAAAGUUGUAACAAAUGAAAUAAAAAGAAAACUAGG